AUGCCGGUGAAGCCACCAAACUUCUUAAAGACUGGGACAUGUGGAAACCAUAUGAAUGAAUUGGUACAGGCAAUAAAGAUUCUACGAGCUGGAUACUUUUGGAUGACCAUGGAAAGUGAUUGCUGCAAAUAUGUGCAAAGGUUCCAUCAAUGCCAAAUCUACAGUGAUUUAAUCAAGGUCCCUCUAAGUGAGCUUAAUGCUAUGAGCUCACUGUGUCCUUUCGUUGCUUGCGGCAUGGAUGUUAUUGGACCCAUAGAACCCGCAGCUUCAAAUGGCCACCAAUUCAUUUUAGUUGCCAUUGACUACUUCACCAAAUGGGUGGAAGCAACGUCUCACAAGUCGGUAAUAAAGAAAAUGGUUGCUGACUUCAUACGAAACAACAUCAUAUGCCGGUUCGGUAUACCCGAGUUUGUCAUAACUGACAAUGGAGCUAAUCUGAAUAGCCAUAUGAUGAAAGACAUUUGUGAGUAA
Lycium barbarum (goji berry) is the source of this 471-nucleotide messenger RNA. RefSeq lists its product as uncharacterized. NCBI's taxonomy places the organism in Eukaryota, Viridiplantae, Streptophyta, Magnoliopsida, Solanales, Solanaceae. The transcript has a single exon. The record is from RefSeq and is a predicted model, not a curated record. Gene Ontology annotation, molecular function: nucleic acid binding. Gene Ontology annotation, biological process: DNA integration. The coding region runs from base 1 to 471 and encodes 156 amino acids.